GUUUCUGAGAGAGACGGACAUGGAAGGAGGAGCUUCGCACUACAGCCCUCGAACUGUCGAAGAAGUCUUUCGAGAUUUCAAGGGCCGUCGAGCUGGCAUCAUCCAAGCUCUCACCACUGACGUGGAAGAUUUUUUCCAGCAAUGCGACCCUGAGAAGGAGAAUCUUUGCUUGUAUGGAUUCCCAAAUGAAGUGUGGGAAGUUAACUUACCAGCUGAAGAAGUGCCUCCUGAGCUUCCCGAACCUGCACUCGGCAUUAACUUUGCCAGAGAUGGGAUGCAGGAAAAAGAUUGGCUUUCUCUCGUUGCUGUCCACAGUGAUGCGUGGUUACUUUCUGUGUCCUUUUACUUUGGUUCAAGAAUUGGUUUUGAUAGAGCUGACAGGAAGCGCUUGUUCAACAUGAUAAACGAGGUUCCUACUGUAUUUGAAGUUGUAACUGGAAAUGAGAAGAAACAAACAAAGGAAAAGCCCUCUUCAGCAAAUCAAAAUGGCAACAGAUCCAAGUCAAAUUCAAAAGUGAGAGGUUUAGAAGGUAAAAGUUCAAAGACAAUACAGGCCAAGGACGAGGAAGAAGGAUUAGAGUUAGAGGAAGGGGAAGAGGAAGAGGAAGAGGAUGAAGAUGAACACGGUGAAACCCUAUGUGGAGCUUGUGGAGAUAACUAUGCUUCUGAUGAAUUCUGGAUUUGCUGUGACAUGUGCGAGAAAUGGUUCCACGGGAAGUGUGUGAAGAUCACUCCAGCUAGAGCUGAGCACAUCAAACAUUAUAAGUGCCCUUCUUGCAGCAACAAAAGAGCACGACCCUAGAUUUUUUAUUUUCACUAGUCUUAGCUACUAUCUAUGUAACCCCCAAACUGUACAAUGCACUUAAAGUUUGUUUGUUGUGCAGACAAGUAGAUUGGAAACAUAUCCCAGACUUGAGUCCUCAACCCAACUUUGUAUUACUCAGCUUGUAGUCUUUGAUACGAUAUGUUUCACAAGGCAUGAUCAAUCUGCUGAACCAAUACAAAUUUCGUACAACU
Arabidopsis arenosa is the source of this 1017-nucleotide messenger RNA. NCBI's taxonomy places the organism in Eukaryota, Viridiplantae, Streptophyta, Magnoliopsida, Brassicales, Brassicaceae. The record is from the annotation of a GenBank genome assembly.